AUGUUGGUAACCAGCAACAUCACCACAGAUGUAAUUAUAGCAAUCUCAACGAUUGCCAUCAUCAUCUAUUUCUAUGUGAAACACCAGUAUUCGUAUUGGAAGAGGUUGGGCGUGCCACAAUUGAAGCCGACAUUUCCUUUAGGAAACUACCCUUUCACCCUGCCGAAGGGCCUGCAAAUAGGAGCUUACACACGCCGUUAUUAUGAGGCUUUUAAAAAACUGGGAGCUCCCUACGGAGGCGUUUACAUUGGUUUGACUCCAACUCUGGUGAUUACUGACGCUGAUGUCGCCAAAACUAUAUUGGUAAACGAUUUCAAUAACUUCACCGACAGGAAUAUGUACAGCAGCAAACAUCAGCCUGUAUCGGUGAACCUUCUAUCGCAAACAGGAAAAGAGUGGAAGGCUGCUAGGGCAAAGUUUACCAGUUUAUUUACGACUGCCAAAUUAAGGUCUUUCAUUAAUUUUGCCGCUACAUGUAAGCAGGACUUGGUCGCUUAUCUGGAUGAAUUCGCCGAUGGGAAGAAGGAUGUGGCUAUUCGUCGAGUCACUGGUUUAUACGUAGCAGAUGUCACAACUAUGAUACUCUUCGGCUUCCACGCCCACAAUUUCAAAAGCGAAAAUAAGGAGAUCAACAGCUUCGGAAGGGCGGUAUUCGAAUCGUUUACGCCGCUGUACCAACUGAAGCUGCUGUUGACCCAUUGCUAUCCGAAAUUGGCGCGAUUUCUGGGCGUCGGUAACGUGAACAAGGAAGUCGAGGAUUUCGGGAACGUUUACAUACCCAAUGCGGUGGAGUACAGAAUAAAGAACAAUAUACGAGGAAUUGAUUUCUUGCAGUUGUUAAUUGACGCCAAAAAGGCUGGAGUGGAAUUGACCAUGGACGAAAUGGUCUCGCAAUCUUUCAUAUUUGCGGCUGGUGGACUGGAAACUUCUGCGAGCACUUCAAUGGUUAUGUUAUACGAGCUGGCCAAGCAUAAAGAGUGCCAAACGAAAGUUCGCGAGGAAAUUUACCGUAUUAGAGAAAAAUACGAAGGAAAGACAACGUACGAUUCGCUGAUGGAACACACUUACCUUCAACAAGUCCUAAACGAGGUUCUAAGGAUAUAUCCUUUCGUAACCAACCUAUAUCGGAUAUGCGUUCAGGACUACAACAUUCCCGGAAGAGAUUUGGUCAUUGAAAAGGGCACACCGCUUCUUAUACCUUUGGUUGGUUUUCACAGAGAUCCAGAUUAUUUUCCAGAGCCCUUGAAAUUCGAUCCUAGCAGAUUCGAUGAUAAAAAUGACAAACAGAAGGGAUACCUUCCAUUCGGGGCGGGACCCCGCAAUUGUGUCGCUGCAAGAUUGGGAAUGAUCCAAAGCAAUCUGACUGUAGUCGCAGUCAUCGAAAAUUACGAAAUUUCGCUAAGUCCGAAGACUCCAGACACACUGGAAAUGUGUGAAAAUUCAUUUACUCUUAGCUUCAAAAAUGAAAUUUUUCUUAAUUUUAAGAAAAUUCAAAAUUGA
Messenger RNA from Phyllotreta striolata, 1500 nucleotides. Lineage: Eukaryota; Metazoa; Arthropoda; Insecta; Coleoptera; Chrysomelidae. The record is from the annotation of a GenBank genome assembly.